UCUGGAUCUUCUUGUUUGAGUCGGUUGAAACACAUAUUGCACCAACUCGAACAAUCACCACUCAUUUCUCAAAAUUUUCAAACUAGUUUCUUAGAAAUUUUCUUUAUUGAGUCAUAAAUCUUUUUAAGCUCCUGAUUCUUGUUUGAGUUCCACUUCUCUUUUUAUACCAAUUGAUUGGGUAGUUAUUUUAAAAUGGAGAACAAUACAAGAAGCAUGAGUUACCUGGAUCAAAAGCCAUUGAUACUCAAUGAGCUAACCCAAGCUAAAAAACUACUAAAACAGUUAGAAUCCGAUUUUGAUGUUGCUACUUGUACUAAUGGACACUUGUUAGUACCCAUAAUCUUAUCAACCUUUGAAAAAUCUCUUUCCAUGUUGAGUGGGAUCAACUCUAAAAUCGUCAGUGACUACGAUCUCAAUGGGAUUUCCUGCAAAAAGAGGAAGACGGUACCAAGAUGGACGGAGCAAGUACGAGUUUGCGAACAGACAGGGCUCGAAGGACCCAUAGAAGAUGGAUAUAGUUGGAGGAAAUACGGACAGAAAGACAUUCUUGGAACCAGACAUCCAAGAGGUUAUUACAAAUGUGCUUAUAAGAAUGCUCAAGACUGUUUAGCCAUGAAACAAGUUCAACGAUCCGACGAAGACACAUCCAUCUUUAAUGUCACCUACCGGGGAAAACAUACUUGUACCGAAGCUGAACAUUUACUACCAUGGAAAUCAGAAAACUCACCCGAUCAAGAGAAUGAAAAACGACUGAAAAAGUCACAAGAAACAAUUAUCAAUUUUCAAACAGGUUGUCAUGGUAAAACAGAGGAUUUGAAUACGACUCAAGCAGUUCUAAGAUCACCUUCAUUCUCAUUUCCUUCGGAUUCAAUACCCAUUCCAUGUAUAGAGAAAGAAAGUCACAACAACAACGACAUUUUAUCUUCGAUGACACCUGAUAAUCACUUCGUGAGUAGUCCUUUUUCAUCUCCUAAAACUUCAGAAUCCAAUUCCUUUUCUCCUUACAGAGUUCAGGACUUGCAAACUUUAGAUUUUGAUCCUUUUGGAUUCACUUCAACCGUAACUUCAGCAUUCGAUUCUGCAGAUUUGUAUUUCGAGUUGGGUUUUAUCGAUGGCUUGUAAUUCAAGUUGUCUAUUUUUUAUUUUUUUGAAGCAGUUGUAUCUAUUUGAUGUAUAGUCGUCAUUGAUUUUGUACAAUUAGAUAAGGUGAGGAUUUAUCUGCUAGUUAUGGAGAUAAUCUCAUUUCGAUGUAAUCCCACUCCGGUAAUAUGUUUAAGAAAAGAUUAAA
This is a messenger RNA of Papaver somniferum (opium poppy), 1288 nucleotides long. Its product is annotated as probable WRKY transcription factor 41. The transcript has 3 exons. Lineage: Eukaryota; Viridiplantae; Streptophyta; Magnoliopsida; Ranunculales; Papaveraceae. The record is from RefSeq and is a predicted model, not a curated record. Gene Ontology annotation, cellular component: nucleus. Gene Ontology annotation, biological process: regulation of DNA-templated transcription. Bases 193 to 1122 code for a protein of 309 amino acids. Gene Ontology annotation, molecular function: DNA-binding transcription factor activity; transcription cis-regulatory region binding.